Fusarium subglutinans is the source of this 2223-nucleotide messenger RNA. RefSeq names its product transcriptional regulatory PHO23. The record is from RefSeq and is a predicted model, not a curated record. Lineage: Eukaryota; Fungi; Ascomycota; Sordariomycetes; Hypocreales; Nectriaceae. The transcript has 2 exons. Bases 1 to 2223 code for a protein of 740 amino acids. Gene Ontology annotation, cellular component: nucleus; Rpd3L complex; Rpd3L-Expanded complex. Gene Ontology annotation, biological process: regulation of DNA-templated transcription.
AUGAAGUCGGCCAAGGCGCCCGCGGGGGAGACCUCGUCGCACCGCCGGUCGCAGCCCGUCCGUCAGACUCGUACGAACCCUCCGCGAAGCAUCGCGAACUUGGGUCGUUCUGGUGGUGCUGGCAGAGACUCAAUCGGUGGUGCCGAGCAACCCAUCGACAUUUUCCCUGCGAUUACACACUUUGCCGAUGCCAUUACUGCACUCCCAAAAGAACUUGUUCGGCAUUUUACCCUCCUCAAGGAGGUUGAUGCCAAACUUUUCACCCCCGAGGAUCAGCUCUUCCGACUCGUUGAAGCUGCCACCAAAGCUCCUGUUUCCGAGACACGUCCGAACAACGAGGCAUCCAGCGCCAAUGCUCCUGGUUCGGCGCCUAUGAGUGCGCAGAAUAGCUCAAGUGGUAUUGCAUUCAACAAUAGCGUCCAGAGCGUACCUCCAGUCGAUGAAUCGAACAGGGAUGCUGUUUUCGACCCAUCCAAUCUUCCUCGUCGUCACCUCUUUCGCCAGACCGCGCUCAAGAUCCAGGAAAUGCUUGUUUCGCUCGAAGAAAAGAACCACGUUAUCUCGACAGCCAACGAGGCCCUCCAAGCCCAGCUCACUCGGAUUGAAGAUGUCUGGCCUCACCUAGAAGGCGAAUUCAGUGACGAGGCCAAAUGGGGAAGCACUACACAUUGGGCAUAUCCUGAAAAUCGCUUCUCCAAGGCCUCUCACGUCGACCGAACACGGCGCGACGGUGCCGCAGCCAUAUCUGCAGCUGCGCAGGCCCUUGCUGACGAGGCAGCCGCUAGAAGCGAUGCUCGAAAGCAGGCUGUACAAGCAAAGAAGAAUUCAAGGAACCAUAACAAUAAUCAUAACCACUCUAAUGCCCAUAACCACGAUUCGGAGGGAGACGACCAUGAUGGCAAACACAAGCCUGAAGCUCCAAAGAAGACAGCCAAAUCGCGGAAGACAGCGACAGCAACGGAAAUAGCUAAUGUUGGACUGGGUAUUUCUACGGCUGCGACGAACAAUGGGAACCCGCCACAGAAGCGACGCAAAGUUGAAAAGACGACUAAUGGUGCUGCUGCGACAACAACAGAGCGUGCAAUGAGCUCGGUUUUUGGAAAUGCUGCACCGAAGGCAAAGACAACAAGUCCUAGAGCAACUCCCGCACCCGAGGCACCUAAGAAGAGAAAAGCUCUUCCUUCAGGAAGCGGCCAGUCCAAGAAGAGGUAUGUCCCAGAAUCCGGAGGAGAUGCUCUAAAGACAGGUUCUAACAUGGUGAUCUGUAGCAGAAACGGCGUAACUGGUUUAUCCAAUUCGGUCAACUCGUCGCCCGUCAUCACCGAGCUACCUGAGCCAAAGCUACCCCCUGUUCGCGCAUCACCAGUACCGGUUCCUACUCCAAACCCGGCUCGGACUCGUUCGCGACAGAACUCAAUACAAACUGUAAAUACGGAUAGCAACAAGGCAAGGCCGACAUCAUCGGCUUCUAAUAAACCCAAUGGUAAUGCAGCUAGCACGCCAGCCGUUGUUGCUCCAGCAGCUAGUGCGCUUCGCAACGGUGCUGAGCCCAAAACUCCAAAGGAGACGAAUGCACCGAUCAAGACCGAAAAUCCUAAGAAGGAAGCCGAGAAAACAGAGACUGUAUCAGCGCCUCCGGUCCCUACACCUACCACCACUGCCACCAUCUCAACUACCACUACAGCCGCAACCACCGCCGCUGCUACGACUGGCACCAAGAAGGAUACCAAAAAGCCGGAGGAGAAUGAUCGCAAGAGCGAAUCACUACCACCAGUUCCACAAGCGGCCACGGUUACAACAAAGAGUGGGCGCGCCAGUAAACCAUCAACGCCAGCAUUGGCAACGUUCCAAGAAGCAGUGCAGCCCCGAGCACGCUCAUCGAGGAACAAUGACGGGACUGGUACUGGAAAGAAAAAUCAGAAGAAAGCUGCACCUACCAUUCACGCAGCUGUUGCUGCUCAACUGGCCGAAGAAGAUACGAACAGCAGCAUGCAAGGCGACGAAGAUGACGGUGACGUUGAUGCAGACGAGCCAACAUACUGUUACUGCAAUGGGGUGUCCUACGGCGAGAUGGUAGCUUGCGAUGCUGCUGAAUGUCCUCGCGAAUGGUUCCAUCUGGAGUGCGUUGGACUGAAGGUUGCACCAACAUCAACAGCGAAAUGGUAUUGCGAGGACUGCAAGGAACGCCUCAAAGCGGGAGGUAGAAAGGCCACUGGUCGAUAA